Oncorhynchus gorbuscha (pink salmon) is the source of this 3282-nucleotide messenger RNA. It is a transcript of the gene ppp2r2ab, whose product is annotated as protein phosphatase 2, regulatory subunit B, alpha b. The transcript has 11 exons. Gene Ontology annotation, molecular function: protein phosphatase regulator activity; protein binding. NCBI's taxonomy places the organism in Eukaryota, Metazoa, Chordata, Actinopteri, Salmoniformes, Salmonidae. Gene Ontology annotation, cellular component: protein phosphatase type 2A complex; cytosol. The record is from RefSeq and is a predicted model, not a curated record. Gene Ontology annotation, biological process: peptidyl-serine dephosphorylation. Bases 165 to 1601 code for a protein of 478 amino acids.
GUCUGUGGAUGGUGGGUGUCGGAAGGGUGGGAAGACUUGUCGGGGAGGGUGUGUGAGUGAGCGAACAAGCCGGAACGUCUCGGUCUCACGAUUCAGUUUCUUCAUUUGAGAGACUGCUUGCACGAGUCAUUACCUGACAAACAAGCCCGGGAAUCCCUCUAGCCAUGGCAGGAGGUGGGAGCAAUGACGUGCAGUGGUGCUUCUCACAGGUGAAGGGGGCCAUUGAUGACGACGUUGCUGAAGCCGACAUCAUAUCUACUGUGGAGUUCAACCACUCAGGGGAGCUGCUAGCCACAGGAGACAAAGGUGGCAGGGUAGUCAUCUUUCAGCAGGAAAUAGAGAAUAAGAGUCAGCCACAGUGUCGUAGUGAGUACAAUGUUUACAGUACUUUCCAGAGCCAUGAGCCCGAGUUUGACUACUUGAAGAGUUUAGAGAUCGAGGAGAAGAUCAACAAAAUCCGCUGGCUGCCCCAGAAGAACGCAGCUCAGUUCCUGUUGUCCACAAAUGACAAAACCAUAAAGUUGUGGAAGAUCAGUGAACGUGACAAGCGACCAGAGGGCUACAACCUGAAAGAGGAGGAUGGACGCUACAUAGACCCCAGCACUGUCACUGCACUUCGACUCUCUAGAAACGAGUAUUGCACACACCAACAAAAAUCUGAAGAUGGUGCUGGACCAGCUGACAAAAAUAAAGAGGGACAGUUUGAUAAAAUCCAGGUGCCUGUGUUUAGACCCAUGGACCUCAUGGUGGAGGCGAGCCCUCGCAGGGUGUUUGCCAAUGCGCACACCUACCACAUCAACUCCAUCUCCAUCAACAGUGACCAUGAGACGUAUCUAUCCGCAGACGACCUGCGCAUCAAUCUCUGGCACCAGGAGAUCACAGACCGCAGCUUCAACAUUGUGGAUAUAAAGCCAGCCAACAUGGAGGAGCUGACAGAGGUGAUUACAGCAGCUGAGUUCCAUCCACACCAGUGCAAUACCUUUGUCUACAGCAGCAGCAAGGGCACCAUCCGCCUCUGUGACAUGAGGGCAUCUGCACUAUGUGACACGCACUCCAAAUUGUUCGAAGAGCCGGAGGACCCCAGUAACCGCUCCUUCUUCUCUGAGAUAAUCUCUUCCAUCUCAGACGUCAAGUUCAGCCACAACGGGCGCUACAUGAUGACACGGGACUACCUGUCUGUCAAGAUUUGGGACCUGAACAUGGAGAGCAGGCCCGUGGAGACGUACCAGGUUCACGAGUACCUCAGGAGUAAGCUGUGCUCGCUCUAUGAAAACGACUGCAUUUUCGACAAGUUUGAGUGCUGCUGGAACGGAAAUGACAGUGUGGUGAUGACGGGCUCAUACCACAACUUCUUCCGGAUGUUUGACCGGGGCCAGAGGCGGGACGUGACCCUGGAGGCGUCCCGGGAGGGCAGUAAGCCACAGCAGGUCCUGAAGCCCCGCAAGGUGUGUGCCGACGGGAAGCGGAAGAAGGAUGAGAUCAGUGUAGACAGCCUGGACUUCAACAAGAAAAUCCUCCACACUGCCUGGCACCCUCAGGACAAUGUCAUUGCUGUGGCAACCACCAACAACCUCUACAUAUUCCAGGACAAAGUGAACUAAAUGUUUUCUGUGAAGGCAGACAUCCACUACCUUCAGCCUUUAAUUUUAGUCAAGAACAAAAUGUGUGACAACAUCGCAGUCAACAACUAACCUGUCAUUGGACAAAACAGACUUUGCCAUGUUUCCAGGUGUGGGAAACUGAAACCAUAUUCUUGCCCACCAUCAGCCUCUGUGGCACAGUGACGUGUCACUCACCAUGAUAUUGUUUUGGUGAUGUGCCAAUCUGUGUGUUGGCUGCCCAGUAUUGCCCAGCCCCAGGUCAACUUGUUUAAUUUAUAUGUAUGUCUGACAAGCACACUUUCUUUGGGGGGGUCGAGUGCUAGUAGAAAAACCAACACUCUGAGAACCAUCCCUGCCCCUUCAGCAGCACCUCUCAUUGUCUGGUGCCAUAGUCAUGUUUUUUUUAUUAGUCAACUGCCAAACUGUUUUGUUUUAAUUCAAUUACAAGAACUGGUGUUCUGUUUCUAUUGUUUCUCAUACCACAUACGUCUCCAAGCGCCUCCAUCUCUUACUUACACGCACAAAUAUUCAGACACACAUUUAUCAAAGAGCCUAGCUGCUGUUGGUGUACUGCUGCACCUCAGAGGAACAAUCUAAAACAUCUACUGAAAGCAUGUUGUAUGUAGUAUGACUGGUCCUACACUACAUGACCAAAAGUAUGUGGACAUCUGCUUUUCAAACUUCUCAUUCCAAAACAGGAUAGGGCCUUCCCUAACUGUUGCCACAAGUGGACGCACAGAAUCGUCUUGAAUGUCAUUGUAUGCCGUAGCGUUAAGUUUUCCCUUCACUGGAAUUAAGAGGCCUAGCCCGAACCAUGAAAACAGCCCCAGUCCAUUAUUCCUCCACCAGCAAACUUUACAGUUGGCAUUAUGCGUUAGGGCAGGUAAUAUUCGCCUGGUAGCUGCCAAACCCAGGGUCGUCCAUCGGACUGCCAGCUGGUAAUGCAUGGUUCAUACUCCAGAGAACACGUUUCCAGCCUCCAAAGGUGGCAAGCUUUACACCACUCCAGCAUUGCACAUGGUGUUCUUAGGCUUGUGUGCAGCUGCUCGGCCAUGGAAAUCCAUUUCAUGAAGCUCCCGACGAACAGUUCUUGUGCUGACGUUGCUUUCAGACACAGUUUGGAACUCAUGAGUGUUGCAACUGAGGACAUACGAUGUUUACGUGCUUCAGCACUCGGUGGUCCCGUUCUGUGAGCUUGUGUGGCCUGCCACUUCGCGGCUGAACCGUUGUUGCUCCUAGACGUUUCCACUUCACAAUAACAGCACUUGCAGUUGACCGGGGCAUCUCUAGCAUGGCAGAAAUUUGACGAACUGACUUGUUGAAAAGGUGGCAUCCUAUGAUGUGUGCCACGUUGAAAAUCACUGAGCUCUUCAGUAAGGCCAUUCUACUGCCAAUGUUUGUCUAUGGAGAUUUGCUCGCUGUGUGCUCGAUUUUUAAAAUACCCGUCAGCAACGGCUGUGGCUGAAAUAGGCAAAUUCACUUAUUUGGAAGGAUGUCCACAUACUUUUGUGUGUGUGUGUGUGUCUGCAUACACUACUAGCUCCACAACCAGUCUGUCUGGCCCAGUGAGGACUCCUUAUAACUGCUUGGGAGAGACUACUGAGUCUGGCAACCAGGGAGUUCAUGCAGUGUCUCUUUUAAAAAGAAAUAAAAAAAUCUUGGUUUUCUGUUGUCAAAGAGA